UCUCCCUCUCCCUCUCUGUGCCCGCCUCCCGCCCUCCCUCGCUCCCUCCCCUCCCCGGCACUGCAGCAUUCGCCGACUGCAGCUCCAGCCGCCGCCCGCGCCUCCCUGGCCUUCCGCAGCCUCCGCCGCCAGCACCAUGGCCAGCACCAUGUCCGCCUACAAGGAGAAGAUGAAGGAGCUGUCUGUGCUGUCGCUCAUCUGCUCCUGUUUCUACUCACAGCCGCACCCCAACACCGUCUACCAGUAUGGGGACAUGGAGGUGAAGCAGCUGGACAAGAGAGCCUCUGGCCAGAGCUUCGAGGUCAUCCUCAAGUCCCCUUCUGACCUGUCCCCCGAGAGCCCAGUGCUCUCCUCUCCCCCCAAGAGGAAGGACACCUCCCUGGAGGAGCUGCAGAAGCGGCUGGAGGCAGCUGAAGAGCGAAGGAAGACGCAGGAGGCGCAGGUGCUGAAGCAGCUGGCUGAGCGGCGCGAGCACGAGCGCGAGGUGCUGCACAAGGCGCUGGAGGAGAACAACAACUUCAGUCGCCUGGCGGAGGAGAAGCUCAACUACAAGAUGGAGCUCAGCAAGGAGAUCCGCGAGGCGCACCUGGCGGCGCUGCGCGAGCGGCUGCGCGAGAAGGAGCUGCACGCCGCUGAAGUGCGCAGGAACAAGGAGCAGCGAGAGGAGAUGUCCGGCUAGGGGGCUGUGGACCAGAGGCGCCUGGAUCCUGAGAGGAGACAUCAACACACGCGGGUUCUGGUUUCGUCUUGUCCCACUUUGUCCAGAUGCAACUUCUGUUCCUGCUCCCUCCCUCCCCUGCACUCCCAGCUCCUGCUUCUCUUUCCGCUCUGAGCUGUCCAGUCCUUCACAGGCUCUCCCUCAAGGAGCCACCAGGGCGUGGCACGCAGUCCCUCAGUUCAGGCACCAGACCAGGCAGUGGCUGGGUCCCCUUUUGGUGGCCCUCUUAGCAGAUGUGGUGACAGCCUCAAUAAAUCCAGUGGUGGUAGCAGGAACAUGUGGGUCCUUAUGCUGGCUUGUCCUGUGAGCACCUUGUCACUUAGGGCACAUCCUCUGAGCCAGCUCCUUGCUGCUGACAGGCAAAGGUGACACCACUGCCUGCAAGGCCGUCGGUGGGAGGGGGCGGAUGGAGCACGUUGCGGGGGGGCAGAGGAAGAAAGAAGGACCUCUGGGCAUGUGUGGCCAGGGCAGCCAUGGGAGCCAUCUGUGCAGUGGAAUGUUUCGGGAUUGGUGGGUAGGGGUCCCCUGAGACCACCUGGCCUGUAGUGGCCAGCUUGGGUUGGCCUGGGAGGCUGUAGUCAUUGCCUGUGGCUGGAGUGGGGUGCGGGGAGGGUGGGAUGUGGCCUGGCCUGAGUGUCUUCAGGGGAGUGGGCAUCUCCACCAGGGACCCAUGAGCAAGCUGCCAUGGUCUAGAGGGUUGUGGCUGCAUGGACGCCCCUUUCUGGCCUCUCCUUCCAGGAGUGCCCGCCUCCUAGGAACCUCUGGCCCAGUACCCAUGUGGGGAAAGCCCUCCUCCAUCAAUACUCCUCCCCCUAGGCUUUACAGACCCUUGGAGGACCCCGUCUUUAGAGCCCUUUGGAGUCUUGGCCCCUUCCUGUGCCCUCACUCUGGUAGAAAGAUGCUCCCAUGAUGCUCUGGGCCAUGGGGCUUUCAAGGCUCUCCUCUGGACAAGUGUGGCUAGGUGUGAGUGAGUGGCAGCCACGACUGCCCCUCAGAGAGCAGACAGCGGGGGAGUAGGGGACCAGCUGCCUGGAGAUUCAGAUGUUGGGGGACGGCAUUCCCAAACCACCUUCCCGCCUAGUCCAUCCUUGACUUUCUUGACCUGUGGCCCCCUCUGGUUCUAGGCCUCUCCUGCCAAGACCUUCCUGGACUGGGCUCCUUGUCUUCCGUCAGCCUAGGGGGAAUCUCCAGAUUCCCCGCGCCGGCCUUUGAGGGCUGUCACCUGCUGGACAUGGGGGGUGUCCGGUCUGUGCCCCUGCAGCACCUUCCCCUUCUCCCAUGGCAGCCCCAUUCCACAGCUGAGUGCUGAGGGCAGGGUCCCUGCUGACCAUCCUCCGGUGGAAAGCAUGAGGGGACAGACUGCAAGUUCUUGCAGGACCCCAGCACUUCAGAAACCAGUUGGGGGGCAGCCCCCAGUGCCCCUGGCUUCCAUCCUACAGAGCCCCAUGCCGGCGGACUCCCAGGGCCCAGCCAGAGAACACAGGUGGAUGCUGACCCCCAACAAUAGGCUUAGGGGGAAGGAGGGACCCGUGCCCACUCUCCUUGUCCCACACACACAGCCUCCAGGGGAGUGACAAGCCAGGAUUGGAACCCAGCUGUCCCACACGUGGCUCCUGUGGGACUCAGAGACGCAGAAAGAGAACGGAGGGCUGGGUUUUUUUCAGCAGUGGGAGCUCUCUCAUAGUGGAAGCUAGUAUGAUAUGUACCCAUCUCAUCCACGUAGUGAAAGUGAACUUAAAAUUAAAUCAAAUCAAUGAUUAAAGACAAAA
Messenger RNA from Ailuropoda melanoleuca (giant panda), 2487 nucleotides. It is a transcript of the gene STMN3, whose product is annotated as stathmin 3. The transcript has 5 exons. NCBI's taxonomy places the organism in Eukaryota, Metazoa, Chordata, Mammalia, Carnivora, Ursidae. Gene Ontology annotation, molecular function: tubulin binding. Bases 137 to 679 code for a protein of 180 amino acids. The record is from RefSeq and is a predicted model, not a curated record. Gene Ontology annotation, biological process: neuron projection development; microtubule depolymerization; regulation of microtubule polymerization or depolymerization. Gene Ontology annotation, cellular component: cytoplasm; neuron projection.